Molecule: messenger RNA, 505 nt
Organism: Daucus carota subsp. sativus
Lineage: Eukaryota; Viridiplantae; Streptophyta; Magnoliopsida; Apiales; Apiaceae
Product: auxin-responsive protein SAUR21-like
Exons: 1
Coding region: 92-388 (98 amino acids)
Biological process (GO): response to auxin
Source: RefSeq, a predicted model, not a curated record
AAUAAAUUUCACCACAAAACUCAAUUGUCUAAAGUCUUCACUAUACAAGUCCUUUACUUUCUCCAUAUUCUCUAAUUGAUCUAAUAGUAUUAUGGGUAUUCGUUUGCCUCGUGUUACCAAUCUCAAGAAAAUCCUUAACCCGUCAUCUUUCUUGAUAAGUCCUGAUUAUACUUCAACAGUUCCAAAGGGUUGCUUGGCAGUAUAUAUUGGGGAGAAGCAAAGAAGAAGAUUUGUGGUUCCCAUUUCAUACCUGAAUGAUCCUGCCUUCCAAGACUUGUUAAAUCAAGCCGAGGAAGAAUUUGGGUUCAGCCAACCAGAAGGCGGCCUCACUAUUCCGUGCUCAGUGGAAACAUUCAUUCACCUUACUUCACGCCUGGAUAGAUUAUAGUGAGAAAACAUUUAUGUACAGGUAGAUAGUACAGCAUUGGAAUGUAUAUAGUAGAAUAGGGAUUUUCAUCAGAUUUUUGUUUGCAACGCAUAAUUUGAUACUCACCAUUUUGUUGGA